GCUGAACGUUUCAUGUUACUUGUAUAAGGCAGGACUUCACCUCGUGACUCCCUCAACUGUUUUCUGUCCACCUUUCCCUCCUGCUGGAGCGAACAACAAGUGAACAUGACGAGGGUCUGGCUUCUGCUCAGCUUCGUGUCCUUAACUUCAGCUUUUUACUUGACUAAACGAGACGAGUUUCAUUUCAAAUUAUGGAUGGCACAGUACAACAAAGCGUACGACUUCGAGGAGUAUUACCAAAGACUACAAAUAUUCACAGAAAACAAGAGGAGGAUUGACAAACAUAAUGAGGGGAAUCACUCUUUCACAAUGGGACUCAACCAGUUUUCGGACAUGACGUUCAAAGAGUUCCGAAUGUCUUUCCUCUUGUCUGAGCCACAGAACUGCUCUGCCACUAAGGGGAACUAUGUCAGCAGUAAUGGACCACAUCCAGACUCAAUUGAUUGGAGAGAGAAGGGAGAUUAUAUAACACCAGUAAAGAAUCAGGGGGCCUGUGGAAGUUGCUGGACUUUUUCCACAACUGGCUGUUUGGAGUCCGUUACUGCUAUCUCCACUGGGAAGCUUGUUCCUCUGUCAGAACAGCAGCUGGUAGACUGCGCCCAGGAUUUCAACAACCAUGGAUGUAAUGGCGGUCUUCCCAGUCAAGCAUUUGAGUACAUCAUGUACAACAAGGGGCUGAUGACAGAGAAGGAUUACCCAUACACAUCUGUGGAGGGUCUAUGUGUUUAUAAGCCACCCAUGGCUGCUGCUUUUGUGAAGGAAGUGAGGAACAUAACAGCGUACGACGAGAUGGGAAUGGUUGAUGCUGUCGGCACUCUCAAUCCUGUUAGUUUUGCCUUUGAGGUAACCGAAGACUUCAUCCAUUACCACCAGGGUGUGUAUACCAGCACUAAAUGCCACAACACAACAGAUAAGGUGAAUCAUGCUGUGCUAGCUGUUGGCUAUGGACAAGAGAACGGUACCCCCUACUGGAUAGUGAAGAACUCAUGGGGACCUAAUUGGGGCAUAGACGGGUACUUCCGUAUUGAAAGAGGAAAGAAUAUGUGUGGACUCGCUGCCUGCUCAUCUUUUCCGGUGGUGUGAUCUUAUUUCAUGGCAUGUCUCACAAAAUGACAUGUCUCACAAAAUAAAAGCACAAUGAGCAAAUUUUUUAACUAUAGCAAUAAAAUGCAUUCUCUAUAUUUGACUGAAGAGUUUUAAUCUCUGUGAAGCCAUUAUUAUGUGAUGGAUUGAAUCAUAUUUAGAUUUAUGGGUAAUUGUGAUAACUGAGAUAAUUACAUUGUUGUUUAAUCUUUCAUGCAUCAAAUUUAAAAAUAAAAUAUUUUAAACUUU
Molecule: messenger RNA, 1332 nt
Organism: Poeciliopsis prolifica (blackstripe livebearer)
Lineage: Eukaryota; Metazoa; Chordata; Actinopteri; Cyprinodontiformes; Poeciliidae
Gene: ctsh
Product: cathepsin H
Exons: 12
Coding region: 106-1083 (325 amino acids)
Biological process (GO): immune response
Cellular component (GO): lysosome
Molecular function (GO): cysteine-type endopeptidase activity
Source: RefSeq, a predicted model, not a curated record